CCUAGCCACCUCCAUUCCAUAGGCACACACUCACUCCUCCGAAGUUACUUACAGCCCUAAUCCUCUCCCUCUCCUCUUAUGCAAGAUCUCUUGUGCUGCUGCUCUUUUCCCUUUUAACUCCACCCCAAUCCCUCUUUUGUCACGAGCGAAGCCGAAACCAGUAGAGCAGCAAAGAGCAAGAACACCACCAACAAAAGAAGGACGCAGCUCGGGCAAAGCAGGGCCAAAGCACAGAUUCCCGUCUAUUUUGCCACCCUCCCCACCGGUUCACCGGCGCAAGAUCCAUCCCCAGGUGUCGGCUGCCCGCAAUCCCCGCGAAAGAUGGCGCCUUUCUGAGGCUCCCCGGGGGAUUUCUCGUCGUUUGGUGCCCCCAAAGGCGGCGGCUUCCAGCGGCCCCUGCCAUCCCCGGCCAAUUCUGCUGAGGUGGCGGCAAAUGGGUUUAGGGCUCAAUCCGGCGUGCGCGGGUGUGUCUGGCCCGGUGGGGUGCGGUUCUUGAUGAGUUCUUGAGCUGGUUCCGGCGCUUCUCCCUGUCCUUGGAGCUGUUGGAUUGGUUUAGGGAAAGCUGGUUCUUGCUACCGUGGGUCCAGCGAGCUGUUUCUGCGGUUCUUGUGGAUGAUUUUUUGAAUCGGAUUGGUAGAUAUGGGGUUCUUGCUGUCUCUGGAUUAACCAAUUCGAUCGAAUUCUUGCGGCUUCCAUGGCGGAUUUGGGGCUGUGGAAGCAGGCGUGGAGGUGGAUGCUGUCCCAGAAGCACAUCCUGGCGUCGGCGGCGUGCGGCAGCAGGGAGCGGCUCGCCUUCCUGGUCGACCGGCACUGGCCGGCCGUGUCUCGGACCUGCGUGAGCUCCUCGCGCCUCGCGCUGGCGGCGCUGCGGCAAUGGCGCGGAUGUAUGGCGAGGGGGGUGCUGGCCGUAGCGAGCCUGGGCCCUGCGGCGGUGUUCGUGAUCCUGUGGAGCUUCUUCGUGUGUAUGACCUCGCCGGCGUGCGUUCUCUACGCUCUUCUUAGCCUGGGAGCUGCUGGCGCAGUUAUUCACUAUAUGGGCUAUACACCUGGCCUUUUCAUUGUAGGGAUGUUUGGAAUUUUGAUUAUGUGGAUGUAUGGCUACUUUUGGAUUACAGGAAUGCUUCUGGUUGCUGGAGGUUGUAUGUGCUCUUUGAAACAUGCGCGAUAUGUGAUACCUGUUUUGACUGCAUAUUCUAUUUAUUGUGUGGCUGUUCGUGUUGGAUGGCUUGGAGUUUUCUUGACACUCAAUCUUUCUUUCUUGACAAAUGAUCUUCUGAACAAGUUGCUGCAAGGACAUGACUACGAGGGAAGCACAGAAGAAAGACAAUUUGAAGAAAUGAAGGAUUCUGAUCCAGUCAUGGAUGAGUUUUAUCGUAGUUGCGAAUUUCCCGCGGCUCGUGACAGUGAACCUGAGACCGUGUCUUCUGCAAAGCCAUAUUGCUCAGCACCCACCCAAGAUGUGUUACAUGUACAAAAAGAGGAAUCUCCUAGUAAAGUAGUGAAAUCUGAUUCUAGUUCAUUGGAUGAGAUGAAGAGGGUAAUGGAUGGUUCAACCCAUUAUGAAGUUUUGGGCAUCCCUCGUAAUAGAAGCAUUGACCUAACGAUCCUGAAAAAAGAAUAUAAAAGAAUGGUCCUGCUUGUACAUCCUGAUAAAAAUAUGGGAAAUCCAUUGGCUGGUGAAUCAUUCAAAAAGCUUCAAUCAGCUUAUGAGGUCCUCUCAGAUUUCACAAAGAAAAACAGUUAUGAUGAACAACUGAAGAAAGAAGAAUCGCAGAAAAUGACACCCAGAUCACGUGUUGUGUCUCAACAGAGCGGGGUAGAGUUUCUCUCUGAAGAGUCCAGACGUAUACAGUGCACUAAGUGUGGUAAUUUCCAUAUAUGGAUAUGCACUAAGAGAAGCAAAGCCAAAGCAAGAUUCUGUCAGGAUUGCUCUCAGUAUCAUCAAGCCAAGGAUGGAGACGGAUGGGUUGAAAAUGGAUUUUCAACAUCCUUGAAGUUGGAAAUACCACGAGCAUUUGUUUGUGCGGAGAGCAAAAUAUUUGAUGUGUCUGAGUGGGCUACCUGCCAGGGAAUGGAGUGCAAACCUAACACUCAUGGUCCAACCUUUAUGGUAAACAUGGUUGGUGCAGAUAGGAUGUCCCAGAGAUCCUACAGUUCUCGGUAUCCCUUCAGCUUGGAUGCUGAGAUGAUCCCUGAAGAUGAAUUUGAGCUGUGGCUUCAGCAGGCAUUGGCAUCAGGCGUCUUCGCUGAUAGCCCAAAACGCAGGAAAAGCUGGAGUCCCUUCAAACUGCCUCAAAAAGGGAUUAAAAGUUGGCGGAGAUCGUCAUAAGGGUAUGACAUUAUGCAGCUAGGGUCUCAGGUGAUUACAGCAGUGGAAAGAAGGCAAUAAUACAAGACUUAAUGAAUGUAAAUAGACUAACACAAUUUGCCUGGAUGGGCAACUAAUUUUUGUUCGAAAGGAGUAACAGGACGUAAAAGGAACACUUAAAUGAAUAGGUGCACUGAGUCUCAUUGUUGAAAUUGGUUCUCUCUGCGACAUCCCAUGAGUUUUAUUGGAAAAUAUGCUGGGAUGAUACACUAUUCGUCCAAUACUCCUAUAAUCAAAACACGGGUAGUUCUGUGGCAUGUUAAUUUCAGUAGUUUAGGGAUCAACAUUCGGAAGAAUGAUGAAACUUCAUGCCUGGACUGGAAGAACGUCGAAACAUUCAUGACUGAAUUGCUGGAGCAAAUUCUGCAAGCAUUGAAGGGAUGUUCAUGUCAAUCGAAGUAAUAAUUUCUGGCCUAGUCUUUUUGGAGAACAGAAGGAAAGAAGAAUGAAAAGGAUAGUAGAGACCAGCUGUAAAUACACAAAAGCCCCAAGCAGGAAUUUACUCCUUGUAACAUUAUAUACUGAUUAAAUCAUGUGAAAAACUCCCAUAAUCCAAGUUUGUGCUGUAACAGGCUGAGCUCGCUCUGUAAUGUUCUCAUGGUAACAGAGGUCUAUUUUUCACCUAUUAUCACUGUCUGUUUCUUGUUGCUACUGCUAAUAUGUUCUAGUGAUAACGGAGGUCUGACUCUCACCUAUUAUUGCUGCAUGUUUCUAGUUGCUACUGUCAAUGUGGUCUGGUGGUAAUGAAGUCUAAUUCUCACCUAUCAUUUUUUGGUCAGUUUCUGGGUUUUUUCACAGCUGUUUCGCUGUUGUACUCUUUGAGUUGCCUCAUCAAAUGAUAAUUCUUGCAUCCUAUGGUUGGUCAACUUGUGAUUGCCUGUUGAGAGAAAAUAAUUGAGUUAUGAAUUAUAUUACUUGUUUUUCUU
Phragmites australis (common reed) is the source of this 3294-nucleotide messenger RNA. RefSeq lists its product as uncharacterized. Lineage: Eukaryota; Viridiplantae; Streptophyta; Magnoliopsida; Poales; Poaceae. The record is from RefSeq and is a predicted model, not a curated record. The coding region runs from base 695 to 2329 and encodes 544 amino acids. The transcript has 9 exons.